Messenger RNA from Ceraceosorus guamensis, 1274 nucleotides. RefSeq lists its product as hypothetical. The record is from RefSeq and is a predicted model, not a curated record. The coding region runs from base 183 to 1250 and encodes 355 amino acids. Gene Ontology annotation, molecular function: inositol diphosphate tetrakisphosphate diphosphatase activity; phosphatase activity. Lineage: Eukaryota; Fungi; Basidiomycota; Exobasidiomycetes; Ceraceosorales; Ceraceosoraceae. The transcript is spliced from 4 exons. Gene Ontology annotation, cellular component: cytoplasm.
CUUGCACCGGGACCAUCCAGCUAUCCAGCUUUUAGCGCUCAAAUUUGGAGACGAUCAUCAAGUCUUGACUUGAAACGCACGGCCGGCGAUGUGCCACCAUUUUCAAACGUGGGCCCGCAAAGAGAAGGUAUUUCACACUGGACUCUGAACCUGACCCAUCAAGGCGUCGCAUAUGGUGAAGCAUGCCGGCGACCGCUCAAGUCCCACCCUUCCUAGCAGCCUCCUUUUCAGCUCAGCUUGGAGAGGAAGCCUUAUCCAGCCUCGCGGUACCAGCUGGAGCGCGCCCCGCCUCUGCUUCUGCACCUCCUGCUCCUACCUUUGACGUUGCAGGCACAACCGUCGUUGCGGACGUUCAGAGGAAUCUCUCGAGCAGUCCGACUACAGCCGACUGUACCACAGACGGCAAGGAUGUCAAGGAGUCGAAAGCUCAGCCGCUCGGUCAGCCGGCCGUCUCAGGUUCAGCGACGUCCUCGGACCAUGUCAAGCUUGCACGGGUCUCCAAGGGCGGGUCGGCUGCUGCUGCUCCCGUAGGCGCCACCCUGGACAUUUGGGCAGCUCAAGCUCUCGUCGUGCCUCCCCUCAACUUCGACAUGGUUGUGCCGGGCGUGUACCGAUCUGGUCAUCCCAACGAGCGCAACUUCGAAUUCAUGCGCAGACUUGGCCUCAAGAGCAUCAUGUACCUCGCAGCCGAGGACUACCGUCCGCACGUCGUUUCAUGGGCAGAAGAGAACAAAGUCAAGGUUUUGCAUCACCGAAUCAGCGUCAACAAGGAACCUUUCGCAGAGAUGGAGCCCGAUGCCGUGGCUGCGGCGAUGGGCGACCUGCUCGACCGUAGAAACUUGCCAAUGCUCGUACAUUGCAACAAAGGCAAAUAUCGCGUUGGAGUGUUCGCAGCACUCGUACGUAAGCUCCAAGGUUGGACCUUGACCUCGAUUUAUGCCGAGUAUGAGCGAUUCGCGGGUCAGAAAAUCACAGACGAAGAGGUGCGUCAGUGGAGUUGCGGUCCCAAAGUGCCAUCUAAUCAAGGUUGCUCGCCACUUCUCAUUCGCAGUUCAUUGAUCUUUUCGAGCUGUCCUCAAUACGGUGCGACCCAGCAUACAAGCCAGGCUGGUGUGCUAGGUAAUCAAGCGCUGGUGCUGCGUGAGCCAAGCGUGCGGAAUUUCGGCAAGGUCGUCGUUCAUCCAUUGCACAACAAGCAUGACUUCCAGCACGACAUCAUCGCAAUAGCCCUUCUGUCGGCUGACGCCUAGCCAGAUCUUCGCCCACUGCAUGCG